AUGGCAAAUAGAAGCCACUACGAUUCCUUUCUGGAUCGAAGUAAACGCAUCAUGUGGCAGGACGACUGUUAUAUGGACCUCCAGUCUUCAAGCAGCUCUCCGGUCGCCCAGACGGACACCGAGGACAGUGUUUGGAUACAGCAGCACCAGCAGCAGUUCUGUCGCUUCAGCACUGGUCCUUUCCUGCAGCAGAUGAUAACCCACUUGAAGAGCAUGAAUGUGCUGAGUCCGUGUGAAGAGGCGAGGAUUCAGAGAGCAGCUCAGCUCGCAGACCAGGUGACCGCGCUCAUCUCUGUUCUCCUGUCGGGGAAGAGCUCCUCUGGCUUCAGCGUGAUGCGCCACUUUGUGGAGAAGUCGGACUCCCUGGAGGCCCAGCUCAUCAUCAAACACGACGUGUCGGUGCAGGAGCACAAAGACGUGCUCCUGAGGCGCUGUGGAGAACACAGAGACAAAGUGAACAUGUCGCACUUGUGUUUGCUGCUGGUGGAGGAGCAGUCUGAUCUGCAGCAGAAAGAGCAUGACCUGAUGCAGGUGCAGGCCACACAUGGAAACCAGAGGAGGCUUCAGAAAGAGCUGAGCCUCUCUACUCUUCUGGAACCACUGACUCAGGCCAGCACCUCGCCCCGACUGUCGCUCACCAUUGGGGUGGCUGGGGUUGGAAAGACCACCUGGAUCAGGCACUUGGUCAGAAUGUGGAGCCGAGGAGCCAUUUGUCCCGACAUAAGCUUUGUGCUGCCUUUCAGCUGCUGCGAGCUGAAUUCCCUGGAGAAAGUGUCUGUUGAGAAACUCCUGAAGAUGGCCUUCCCUCACCUCCCUGAGGCCAUAGUACUGAGCAGCUCCUGCAGGAGUCUGCUCAUCCUGGACGGCUUGGACCACUUCAGAAGCACAUUGAAUUUCACUGAGACAGAUGCCUGCAGUGAUCCAAAGAAAGAGGUGUCUAUGGCUAUUUGCUGGAUAGUGGCAGAUACUCUAAAGUUUAUCAUACAAAGCAACCAAGGUUCUCAGCCCAAUCUCCCGAGGACGUGCACGGAGCUGUUUGCCCAUUUCUGCCUGAUGAAGGCAGAGAUCGGAGAACCACGAGGCAGAGAGUCGGUAAAGAGCGAGCUGCUCCAUAUGAGUAACCGUAAACUGAUGUGGAGUCUGGCACGCCUGGCUUUUAACGCCCUUGUUAGACACAAGUACAGCUUCAGUGAGCAGGAGCUCAGGGCCUAUGGCAUUGACCAGGCUCUGCAGCAGUGCAGUCUGGGAAGGGCAGUUCUUAAGCACGAAGAGUCUCUCAUUUCCACUGUGUACCGUUUCACUCAUUUGUGCAUACAGGAAUUUUUUGCUGCUGUCUACUAUUAUGUUUCUUCAAAGCGGGCCAUCUUUGACCUGUUCUCUGAAAGUACUGUGUCGUGGCCUAAAAUUGGCUUCCAGAACCACUUCAGAAAUUCUUUUCACUACUCCCAGAAAGACGACAGUGGUCACUUUGAUGUUUUUGUUCGUUUUCUCUCUGGUCUUCUUAACCCUAAUGCCCUGACGCCACUGUCUGCUCUUGUGGCUCUGUGGAAAGACGACGGCAGCCAGAAGGCCUGGGCCGCGGGCUUCAUCCACAGUCUACUGUCUGACAGUGGCCCCCUGGUGUCCCUGCGCUCUGUGAACCUGGCCUACUGUCUCUAUGAACUACAGCACAUGGAGCUGCUGCGGAGCGUGGAGGAGGAUCUGCGCCAGGGAAGCCUCUCUGUGAAGAUGUGCAGAGCUCAAUGUGUGGUGCUCAGCUUCCUGCUGCACGUGUCUCCUGAGUGCAGCCUCCAGACCAACCUCAGCCACUGCCUCAACUACAGCAGCGUGAAGAGCCUGCUGCCUCAGCUGCUCUACUGCAACCAUCUACGGUUAGAGAACAAUCAGUUUAAAGAUGACGUUAUGGAACUUUUGGGUAGUCUGCUGAGUGCGAAAGACUGCCACAUCAGAAAACUUAGCUUAGCCGACAACUCCAUCACCAACAAAGGAGUUAAAGCCAUCAGUCGAGCUCUUCUGGUCAACCGAACUCUAACAUCUCUCAAUCUCAGAAGCAAUAACAUCGGCUCCAAAGGUGUGAAGUUCCUGGCUGAGGCCCUGAAAACAAACCAAGCCCUGGUGUCCGUGAACCUCCAAAAUAACGGAAUAGACAAGGAGGGGGCUCAUGCGGCGGCCGAGGUGUUGAAGUGUAAUCGAAACCUGGUCUAUCUAAAUCUGAAGAAAAACUUGAUCGGUGCAGAGGGAGUGAAGAACAUUGCGGAGGCACUGAAGACAAACCGAAGCCUGAAAACACUAGUUCUUUGUAGCAACCAAGUCGGCGAUAAAGGGACAGCAGCUCUGGCAGAGGCAUUACGAGCGAACCACACUCUGCUCUCUCUACAACUUCAGUGUAAUUCCAUCAGUAACAAAGGAACAGCGGCUCUAACCGAGGCUCUGAGGCUGAACCACGGCCUCCUGUCCCUGAAUCUGAGGGAGAACUCUAUCGGCGUAAACGGAGCUCAGAACAUGGCCAAGGCGCUCUAUAAGAACAGGACGCUGCAGGAGCUCGACCUCACUGCAAACCUGCUGCACGAUGAAGGUGUUCAGGCCAUCGCUGGUGCCAUCAAGUUCAAUCAGUCUCUCCGGUCGCUGCAUCUCCAGUGGAACUUUAUCAAAUCUGCUGCAACCAAGGCCCUGGCUCAGGCGCUGCUCCACAACACAGCGCUGCAGCUUCUAGAUCUACAAGAAAAUGCUAUUGGAAAUGAAGGUAUCGCAUCUCUCGCUGAAGCCUUGAAAAGCAAUGCAAGUCUGCAGACAUUAUGUCUACAGGGCGUGUCUGCGGGAACUGCAGGGGUUGUUGCACUGGCAGAGUCACUAACAACCAACCAGUCACUUCAAUCACUCGACCUGCGAGGAAACGCUGUGGGCAUUGAAGGGGCAAAGGCUUUAGCUAAUGCUCUGAAAACCAAUCGAACUCUGAAAUCUUUGAAUAUGCAGGAGAACUCUCUGGGCAUGGACGGGGCCAUAUUCCUCGCAACAGCUUUGAAAGGAAACACCCAACUGUCCUACUUAAACCUCCAGGGGAACGGAGUCGGACAGUCUGGUGCAAAAGUUAUAUCUGACGCGAUAAAGAACAGCGCGCCCGGAUGCGACGUACACAUCUGA
Messenger RNA from Knipowitschia caucasica, 3141 nucleotides. NCBI's taxonomy places the organism in Eukaryota, Metazoa, Chordata, Actinopteri, Gobiiformes, Gobiidae. The record is from the annotation of a GenBank genome assembly.